Coprinopsis cinerea okayama7#130 is the source of this 1842-nucleotide messenger RNA. RefSeq names its product guanosine-diphosphatase. Gene Ontology annotation, molecular function: UDP phosphatase activity; GDP phosphatase activity. Gene Ontology annotation, biological process: nucleoside diphosphate catabolic process; protein N-linked glycosylation. Gene Ontology annotation, cellular component: Golgi apparatus; membrane. The coding region runs from base 1 to 1842 and encodes 613 amino acids. NCBI's taxonomy places the organism in Eukaryota, Fungi, Basidiomycota, Agaricomycetes, Agaricales, Psathyrellaceae. The transcript has 2 exons. The record is from RefSeq and is a predicted model, not a curated record.
AUGGCUAUGGCAGCCAUGUCCAUCGUCUCGCCCCGUUCGGGCAACUACGACCGCCUCGAGGGCGGCAUGGGACCCUCUCGCCUCGGGCCCCCACAACGCGGCUGGCGCCGCUUUGGGUGGAAGAAAUUCGCAAUCGGUGCUGCGCUCCUCAUCGGCUUCGUCUGGCUCUGGGGACCCCGCGAACGGAAUCUGGAUUGGGAAAGCGUGAAGGAUUAUACCAAGGGGUUGGGUAAAGACCUAAUCCCAUUCAACCCAAUCAACAAAGACACCGACUCUCCCCCUCCCCCGUCCGUCCAACCACCCACCAACGCCCCCACCUCCUUCGAGUCCGACCCUGACCCCUCCAAAACAGCCUACUGCACCACACCCCACGACCCCACCAAACCCCUCGUGCAAUGGGCCCUGAUGAUCGACGCAGGGUCCACCGGCUCGCGCAUCCACAUCUACAAAUUCAACAACUGCAAGUCGUCGAUCACGUACGAGUACGAGGUGUUCAAGAUGAUGCAGCCCGGCCUGUCGUCGUUCGCUGAUGACCCCGAGGGCGCCGCGCGGAGUUUGGACGUCCUCCUCGACGAAGCCGUCCGUGUCGUACCAGAGGAUAUGCAAAGUUGCACGCCUGUAGCUGUGAAAGCUACCGCCGGGCUCCGACUUUUGGAGGGCCGUAAGAGCGAGGACAUCCUAGAGAAAGUGGAGGAAAGGAUAAGACGCCGGUACAAGUUCCAGCUGCCCGAUGAGAAUGGGGUGGAGAUCAUGGACGGAAAAGACGAAGGUGUCUAUGCGUGGAUUACGGCUAACUACCUGCUCGGUACGAUCGCACCAGGCGGUAAGCCGAAAACCACAGUCGGCAAAAAGGGGAGCAAUACGUACGCUGUACUCGACCUCGGCGGCGCCUCCACGCAAAUCGUAUUCGAACCCUCCAGUAUCGGACCCGCCUCACCCCUCGAACCCGGCGAGCACAAGUACGACCUCGAUUUCUCGGGAUCCGCAUUCGAGUUGUACCAGCACUCGUAUUUGGGGUACGGAUUGAUGAGGGCGAGGAGUCACGUACAUCGGUUGGUGGAUUUUAUGGCGGGGAUUAGGCCGAGGCCUGCGAAGGCUAGCAAGUACCACCCUGUUGACGUUGACGGGGACGGCGAGCCCGAUUACGAGGUUGUCCCGAACCCGUGUUUGGCGCGGGGGAUGGAGAAGGUGGUCGAAGUCCAGGACGAGUUCUUCGACCGUCCCCCCUCCUUGGACGAUGACGACGACGACGACGACGAACCCCUCACAGUCAAGAGGAAUGUGACGAUGUCAGGACUGGACAUCGGCUCCUUCGAAGCCUGCGACAAAAUCGUCCAACUCGUCCUCGCCAAAGACGCAAUCUGCGAGAUGAAACCGUGUUCCUUCAACGGUGUGUACCAACCCAACCUCCUCGACUCGUUCAAAAACGGUAAAGUCCUCCUCCUCUCGUACUUUUACGACCGGCUACAUCGACUACUCCCACCACCACCCUCCUCGUCCUCACCCAAAACCUCCAAAAACCCAACGAUCGCUCUCACUCCCUCACCCCCUCUAACCGUCUCCUCUAUCGCCACCUACGCCAAGACAAUCUGCGCUGGCCCUGAAACCUGGUCUACGAUCCCCCACUUCACCGACAAUAAAAAGUUGAUGGAGGAGUUGGAAGGACGACCGGAGUGGUGUUUGGAUUUGACGUUUAUGCAUGGGUUGUUGAAGUGGGGGUAUGAGUUUGAGGAGGGGAGGAGGGUUGAGCUGGGGAAGAGUGUGGGAGGGACGGAGUUGGGGUGGUGUCUGGGUGCUACGUUGGGGUUGGUUGGGGAGGGGAGGGUUAGGUGUCGGGCGUAG